CUAACUGCGGGCUAAAGUUGACUGUUGUACUUUCAUUUUCUGACAUUCCGUCUCUGGGAUGCGCACGGCUUCGAGGAAAACGAAACUAGAACCGGUCAUAGUUGUCUUGGAGUGUCCUUUACCCACAAAUGUAGUCACUGAACUCUUUCUGGCUGAUAAUAUUAACAACUUAUUCCGGUCUAAAGCGUCUAAAAGUUUGUCCAGGCUAGCCGACAGUCCAACAGUCCGGGUUAGGUCAGCUAGCGUUAGCCGCUAGUCCCCGCUAGCAUGGACGGUGGCGGAAGCAUGAGAAGUAAUGAGGAGAGGGUCGCCGAGAAACAGAUGGAUGAUUACCUGAAAACAAUAGGUCUGCAUCGGAAGAAGAUAGCCAAAGAUGGGUCGUGCUUGUUUCGGGCCGUGGCUGAGCAGGUGCUGUAUUGCCAAAGUUAUCACACUGAGGUUCGAGCACAAUGUGUGGAGUUCCUGAAGAAAAACAGAGACAGCUAUGAAGCGUUUAUCGAAGGAGACUUUGAGGAUUACCUCUGCAAGCUUCAGGACCCACAGCAAUGGGUUGGAGAGGUGGAGAUCAAUGCACUGGCUGUCAUGUACAAGAGAGAUUUUCUUAUCUACCAGGAACCCAACAAACCGGCUGUCCACAUCACAGACAAUAACUUCAAGGACAAGGUGCGGUUGUGUUUUUUGAACGGGAAUCACUACGACAGUGUCUAUCCCAUCAGCCACAUGAAGGGCGCCGCUGUCUGCCAGUCCAUCCUGUACGAGCUGCUGUACACUAAUGUGUUCAAGGUGGAUCGAAGUGUACUGGCUGGGUAUCAGCGGACUGGCCGACACUUUGAGGUGCUGAGUGAUGACAGCAUGGCCGCCUGUAUCAGCAGUGACGAGUCCGAUGUGGACUCGACUGAGACGCAGAGAUUGGACAAUGGGACAAGCACUACUACAACAAAGAGCAGGGGCCGGGGGCGUGGCCGUCAUCUGUCCGACAGGGUGAGACGGUCUCUGAACCCGACUCUGUUCAGAAACAUAGAGUUUGACGUCUGGCAGAGGUCUAAGAAAGCCCAGCAGAAGCUGGAUUUCUGCAUUGCUGCUGGGAUGCAGUACGCAGUAGGAGACCGCUGUCAGGUUCGUCUUGAGGGCAGGACUUACAAUGCAACUAUCAAGGAGGUGCCACCAAACAACAGCGCAGUGACAGUUUAUGUAGAAGAACUGGGCAGGAGACAGGUGCCUUUGGGGAGUUUACGUCCUGUGAAUGAAGACGGCAGCUGGAGCUUCGUGAACAGAGACAAGAGACUCGGCAACGGGCAUGGAGAAUGGGAGCAGAGGGGUCGAGGUCGAGGUAGGGGGAGGUCCACAGCAACAUCCUCUGCUGUUGCCCAGGCAACCGCUUCAUCACCCGGUGGGCGUGUGUUGAAGCAGCACUCGUGGCCCCCACAGGCCACCGCAGAGGAGCCAGGAGGGUCCAGAAGCAGCAGGAAGUCUUUGAGCACGGCCGAUCCGCCACCAUUUGGUCUGACUGAGGAGGAACGUUUGGCCAAAGAGGAGGAGGAGAGGAACGUAGCGUUGGUGGAGAUUCAGCUGAGAGACGAACACAGCUUCCCUGCACUCAGUGCGCCUGUGACCCACAAUGAAGGAGGGAAAAAGAAAGGUGGAGAGAAGAAAAGAUCCCAGCAAAGUGUUAAAACGAUGAGUCCUGUUGAAGAUCUCAAAGCACCAUCGCCCCAUGCUGGAGAACAGCCCAAAUCAGUCAGCCCACCACUAACAGCUCCUCCAAAAGCCCCACCCAGUGCCCCCUCCCUUCCUUCUGCACCUUGUGUAAACCGGACUCCAGACACUGGACUGAAUGUGGCUUCCACCGCUGCUGCUGACACUACUGUUGUUUCCAGCCUCCCUGCAGGUUUGGCUCCGCCCCCUAAACCGAACACACUGUCUUACGCCUCAGCUGCCGGCGGUGUUCCACAUUCACCUCCUCCUGCUGCUGCAGCCGCCACCGUCAAACCUCCUGUAACGGGCGGCGUCCCUUCGUCGCCGUCCUGCUUUGCUUUCGUCACCCCUGUGCUUCCGGCUGCAGGCUCCUCCUCCUCCCCUCCCAUCUCUUCUUCACCUAAACCUCCCACUGCCCCCUCCUCUGCCUUUCUUCUUCCCACAUCCUCCCCCUCUCUGGUGGUUUCACCUCCCACCUUCAUCGCUCCCAUCGCUCCGUCCCCUGUCGCUGCUCAGGGCUUCGUCCCUCUCCGUGUCUCCCCCCAACUCACCCCACUCACCCACUCACCCAGCCCACCUGUGUCCUCAGCCCUCAUCUCCUCCUCUUCCUCCUCUCUUAUCCGUCAUGCUUGUCAAGUUGAUGAGGCUCCACCACCUCCAGUGCACACCAAAAAUUGUUUGCCAAACCCUGGAGCAGUUCUCACCACAUCUCAGUCUGCCCAAAAGGAGGUUCCUCAGUCCCAGAACCAGAACCAGAUUUCAGGGUCACAGAUGCAGAACCAGAUUUCAGGGUCACAGAUGCAGAACCAGAACCAGAUUUCAGGGUCACAGAUGCAGAACCAGAUUUCAGGAUCACAGAUGCAGAACCAGAACCAGAUUUCAGGGUCACAGAUGCAGAACCAGAUUUCAGGGUCACAGAUGCAGAACCAGAUUUCAGUGCCCCAGAUGCAGAACCAGAUUUCGGUGCCCCAAAUGCAGAACCAAAGCCAGGCUGCUGUGCCUCACAGUCAGGUCUUUCUGCCUCAUGUCCAGGCCUCAGUGUCUCAUCAGGCCCAAUCUGAGCUAGUGUCUCUGCAGCAGAUCCAGGUCCAGCCCCUCUGCCCCCCCUCCAAACCCCAGUCUGAGCCAGUCCAGUCCUCUCAUCAGAGUCCAAUGCCUUCUUCCACCCCCCAGACCUCAGAUCAGCUCCAUCCUCACCCUCCUCACCCCUCUCAGGUCCCUCUUCCCUCCCAGUCCCUAUCCUCUGUUACCAUCCCCUCUCUCCCCACUCAGACCCCUACCACUGACACCCAAACAGAGGCUCCUCCCCUUCCAGUUCCCCCGGGGUCCCCAGCUCACCCAGUCGUCCCUCCCCCCUCUCACCCCCCUCAGUUCCAGCCUGUCCCUGGGACUGUCCCUCUGCAGCAGCUGUCCCAGCUCUACCUGGACCCCCUGUAUCCUGGCUUCCCCCAGAAGGACAAUGGCGAGCCGGCUCUUCCUCCUCCUUAUUCCACCAACAAGUCAGGAGACGACCUGCCACAAGAUGUCAGCAUCUUGAGAUUCUUCUUCAACCUGGGUGUCAAGGCCUACUCCAUGCCCAUGUUCUACCCCUAUGUUUACCUGUUCCCCCUUCAACAUGCCUACAAUGUGCAGCCCAAGCCCCCCUCCCGCUCCCCCUCUCCCACCCCCCUCUGCCAUCCUUCCGGUGCCCCCCCAGGGCAUCACGAGCCUUAUCCCUCUGUGUCGCGUCAGUUCGAUCGCAGCUCUCCACAAGCCCCCCCAGCUGAACCGGCCCCCCCCACAGAAGGAGCGUACACCCAGGGUGGAUACCCCCCCCUCUCUCAGCCCCCCUCAUGCACUCUGCCCUGCCCACCACCAUUAUGGCAUCAGCCUCACAUGCAAACGCACAGAAACCCCAGUUACCCUGUGGUGUACCCGAGCCCACAGCUGUUGUCAUACCCCACACCCCCACCUACAUCUCAGUGCUACCCCCCCAGUCUGACCCUGGGUCACCCUAUGCACCCCCCUGCUGUAGCGCAGUAUUCUUCAGUGGAGUUUCAGUCCUCAGCUGGCCCAGAGGAGCUCCAGGUGAACCAGGACCAGAACCUGCAGCCGGCCAACGGAGAAGCGGCACCUGGUCUCAGAUCAGCCCCAGGCCCUGGUCCUCAGGAGGGGGCGGCCUCUGCUAAUGUGGCCAAUGAGAACAGCGGGCGGCCAGCAGCGCUCCCUGGAGUUUCCGAUUUUGGUCACCCCCAGAAGGAGGAGGGAGACCGGUUGACCAGACCGAUGUUUGCAGUGGAUCCUUCACACAGCACACCUGUAGUCAUGGCUCCUGGCCCUCAGGUCCUUUAUAACUUCAUCUCCAAGUCGACGGUCCCUGACAACAACCCCUCCCACAGUUACAGGAGUCACCAUAAACCGGCCAAUCACAGCGCAGCGUUCCCUCCACUGGGAGGAGCUGAGGUUCUGUCGGUGAGCUGCAGUACCGAGGACGACUGGGACGAGCCCAACAGCUUCAGACAGCCGGCGUUGAACUACAGAGCGCAGAGGAAGAGCUACAGAGGUAGAGGAGGGAGGGGCGGCGGCAGCAGGAGGAGACACGCAGGAGAGGGCGGGCCCAGAUUUAACCACACCCAGUACAUCUACCGCCCCCGUCAGAGGACGUACUAUGAAGAAGGUCACCCUCAGAUGUGACUGCUGGUUCCUCGCUGCUCGGGUACCGCUCAUAAAUGCACUGCUGACUAAAACCCUCCAGACUUUCCCUCCUACAUCUGAUGGACUCCACUCUGUCCAUGGAACUGUGGAACUCUUGUGCCUUCUUCUCAUGACAACACUGUCAUUAUUCUGUUUGUAACUCAGUCUCAAAUGUGUCUGCUGUAUACUGGUAAGAACAUUCAGUUUGGUUCAUUUGCUUUUAGGUCCCUUUUACUGUGGAAUCUUCUCUGAGCACAUACACACAAACUGGACAGAAACAGUCCUGGAACAGUUAGUGAGUGUGGAUUUAAAGCUGCAGCAGACUUUGGUCCCCAGUGUUUCCUCACAUCUGUCCAUCCUCAGUGUUUCCUCACAUCUGUCCAUCCUCACAUCUGUCCAUCCUCAGUUUUCCUCACAUCUGUCCAUCCUCAGUGUUUCCUCACAUCUGUCCAUC
This is a messenger RNA of Sphaeramia orbicularis (orbiculate cardinalfish), 4822 nucleotides long. Its product is annotated as OTU domain-containing protein 4-like. Lineage: Eukaryota; Metazoa; Chordata; Actinopteri; Kurtiformes; Apogonidae. The record is from RefSeq and is a predicted model, not a curated record. Gene Ontology annotation, molecular function: K63-linked deubiquitinase activity; cysteine-type deubiquitinase activity. Gene Ontology annotation, biological process: protein deubiquitination; negative regulation of toll-like receptor signaling pathway; negative regulation of interleukin-1-mediated signaling pathway.